Messenger RNA from Hippocampus comes (tiger tail seahorse), 2432 nucleotides. RefSeq names its product FERM domain containing kindlin 3b (gene fermt3b). The transcript is spliced from 15 exons. Gene Ontology annotation, cellular component: cell-substrate junction. The record is from RefSeq and is a predicted model, not a curated record. Lineage: Eukaryota; Metazoa; Chordata; Actinopteri; Syngnathiformes; Syngnathidae. Gene Ontology annotation, molecular function: integrin binding. Bases 220 to 2157 code for a protein of 645 amino acids. Gene Ontology annotation, biological process: integrin activation; cell-matrix adhesion; integrin-mediated signaling pathway.
CUGACAAAACGAAAAGCGAAAAAAAGGAACAUGCAACACAGACACAGUUACAGCACAGCCCAUCCAGCCAAAGAGAGGAGAAACUUCUUCAACACAUGUUUACAAGACACGGAGUUCUUCACUGAUCUGACAGAGGUGCAAUCUUCCCGGUCUCCAUUUCUCAAAAGAUUGAAGAAAGGAGACUGACGGUCCCCUUCAAUCCCCUUUCUGACACUCAGUAUGGCAGCGUGGGACCUGUCCAUCACUGUGGAGGACCUUGGGCCUGACGGUCCACCUGUCAGCCUCAGUGUGACCUCUGAGCUCCACGUGGGAGGCGUUAUCCUCAAGCUGGUGGAGAAGACACAGAUGCAACGUGACUGGUCGGACCAUGCCCUGUGGUGGGAGCAGAAGCAGCAAUGGCUGCUGCGUACCUCCUGGACUCUGGAGAAAUACGGCAUUCAUGCCGAUGCCCGUUUGCUCUUUAUCCCUCAGCAUAAACCCUUAAGACUGGGCCUGCCCAACGGCGUCACCCUGAGGCUUCGUGCCUGCUUCUCCAAUCCCGUUUUCCAGACUGUGAUGGGCGUCUGCACUCUGCUCAAUAUCCGUCACCCAGAGGAGCUCUCACUGCUUCGGCCAGUAGAGGAGAAAAAAAAGAAGAAGGAGAAAAAUUCGACAGAGGAGAUUUUUGACCUGACUGCGGUGCCCCUCUCCUCAGCAUCCCGACCCAGUUUGUACAACGGCAUGCCCAUUCAUUUUGCCGGCUCCCCUCAGUUGGAGGCUAUUUACAAGAUGUUGUCAAGCCCCCAGCCUCCUCCAGCCCCUGAAGUCCUAACCAAGCAGUACCGCCCAGCCAGCAUUGUGGACAAGGCCCACAUCAACGGCAGGUGGUUAGAUUCGUCCCGCUGUCUCAUGCAGCAGGGCAUCCAAGAAAAUGACAGACUGUGGCUUCGCUUCAAAUAUUUUGCCUUCUAUGAUAUCGAACCCAAGUAUGAUGUGGUACGUCUGACCCAGCUGUAUGAACAGGCUCGCUGGGCCAUACUGUUGGAGGAUAUUGACUGCACAGAGGAGGAGAUGAUGCUGUUUGGAGCUUUACAGUAUCACAUCAGCAAGGUGUCACUGUCAGAGACUCAGACGAUGAACUCGGCCUCAGCAAUGGACGACCUUGAGUCGGCACUUCAAUCCCUGGAGGUUAAGAUGGAGGGCGAGAGCAGCUCUGCCUCCGAAAUGCUGGACAACAUGACCGCACCAGAACUUCAUGAUUACUUGAAAAUUUUCAGGCCAAAGAGGUUGACUCUGAAGGGAUACAAGCAGCACUGGUUCAAAUUCCAGGACACCUCUAUUUCCUAUUUCAAGAGCAAAGAGGAUAGCAUCGGAGAGCCUAUUCAACAGAUUAACCUCAAAGGCUGUGAAGUGGCACCAGAUGUCAACAUGGCAGCUCAGAAAUUCCUCAUCAGGCUGCUGAUACCUGCUCCUGAGGGAAUGAACGAAGUCUAUCUCCGCUGUGAAAAUGAGGAGCAGUACGCACGGUGGAUGGCUGCAUGUCGCCUGGCCUCCAAAGGCAAAAGCCUGGCAGACAGCAGCUUCCAGAGCGAGAUACGCAGCAUCCGCUCCUUCUUAGCCAUGCAAAACACCAGCUCAAGUUCUCACGGCAACGCUGCCGCGACCGAUGAAAGCAUAAACACACUCAGUUUGGUGUCACCCCGCUACCAUAAAAAGUACAAAACCAAACAGCUGACCCCUCGUAUUCUGGAUGCGUGCCAGAAUGUGGCUCAGCUCUCACUGGUGGAUGCAGUCUUGCGCUUCCUGCAGAUCUGGCAGGCCCUGCCCGACUUUGGCCUCUCAUAUGUCGUAGUCAGGUUCAAAGGAAGCCGUAAAGACGAGGUACUGGGCAUUGCUCCCAACCGUCUUAUCCGCAUCGACCUGGGUGUGGGAGACGUGGUGAAGACCUGGCGGUACAACAACAUGAAGCAGUGGAACGUCAACUGGGACAUUCGACAGGUGGCAAUAGAGUUUGAGGGGAACAUCAACAUCGCCUUCAGCUGUGUGACGGCCGACUGCAAAAUUGUUCACGAGUUCAUCGGGGGCUACAUCUUCAUGUCGACGCGCAGCCGCGACAAGAGUGACAAGCUCAACGAGGAGCUCUUCCACAAGCUGACCGGAGGACACGAGGCGCUCUAGACUCUAAUACACCAAACAAUCUUAAUCAUUUUCGAUUGUAGGCAAAAAAACAUGACAUAUGCAUUUUCAUUCCAGUCUGCCAAAUGUCAAAAGAUAAAAAGCAACAAAGAAAACAUUGCACACCCCUCACGACCAAUGUAUAGUACACUUACCUCAUUGUUACUAGCUCAACACAAAUAGCAAAUGAAUUCCGUGUGAGAAAACAAAUAGAUGUCAACAGCAAAUGUUCACCACUUACACAUUUAAUAAAAUAAAUUGAGCGCAUUUCAUUCUUA